CGCCCCUUCCCCGCGGCGGAGCGGAACCUGGGCGUGCGGCGCGCGGAGCCGGCCGGGCGGGGAGGCCGGAGCGGGGCGAGGAUGAGUGUCAAGCAGGUUACGUGCAGGUACUACGUGCAGGGAGUGUGCCGCGAGGGAAGCAAGUGUCUGUUCUCGCACGACCUGUCCAGCAGCAAGUCCUCCACCGUCUGCAAGUAUUACCAGAAGGGGCAGUGCGCCUAUGGAGCCCGCUGCAGGUAUGACCACAUCAGGCUCCCUGCCUCGGGGGGUGCAGCAGCUCCUGUGCCUCCUCCCAUGGCAUCAGCAGCGCUGCUCAGCCCUCGCCCUGCACCAGAGCACAGUGCACCUGCAACCAAGAGCAAGCUGCGUGAGAGUGGCAAACGGGAGAAGAAAACACUUGUUCUCAGGGACAGAAACCUGUGUGGCUUGAAUGAAGAGAAGGAAAAAGCCAGUGCAACGAAUGAUGUGGUGUGUUGCAGUGACAAAAACGAUAAUGUGGAAAUGAAGCCCCAUUCAUAUUUGGAAGCUAUUUGCAGUGGGCUGGAAGAUCCAGUAGCUGGAAGUUCCUUUGGUGAUGGAGAGCAGCUGUGUCCUUAUGCUGCAGCAGGAGCGUGCCACUUCGGGGACCGCUGCCUUUACCUGCAUGGGGACGUGUGUGAAAUAUGUGGGCUGCAAGUGCUUCACCCUUUUGACCAAGAACAGAGGAAGGCUCAUGAGAUGAUGUGCAUGGCAACGUUUGAGCAUGAGAUGGAGAAGGCUUUUGCCUUUCAGGCAAGUCAGGACAAAGUGUGCAGCAUCUGCAUGGAAGUGGUGUAUGAAAAGCCAUCAGCCUCAGAGAGGAGGUUUGGGAUCCUCUCCAACUGCAAUCACACGUACUGUUUGUCCUGCAUCCGGCAGUGGAGGUGUGCCAAGCAGUUUGAGAAUCCAAUCAUAAAGUCUUGCCCAGAGUGCCGUGUGAUAUCGGAGUUCGUCAUUCCCAGCGCGUAUUGGGUAGAAGACCAGGAGAAAAAAAAUGAGCUGAUUGAAGCAUUUAAGCAGGGAGUGGGGAAAAAGCCCUGCAAAUACUUUGAACAAGGGAAAGGAACUUGUCCAUUUGGAGGGAAGUGUCUUUACCUUCAUGCCUAUCCAGAUGGGACACGAGCUGAACCUGAGAAACCAAGGAAACAGCUCAGCUCUGAGGGAACCGUGCGGUUCUUCAAUUCUGUUCGUCUGUGGGACUUUAUUGAAGACAGAGAAAGUAGGACUGUGACCAGCACAGAUGAUCAAGUAACAGAACUUGGAGAACUUUUCAUGCACCUUUCUGGGGCUGAGGAGGAUUCUGCUACUUCUCAAUAAAGGCAAGCGAAUGUGCUUUCUUCUGUAGCAAUCUAGCUAUUUAUUUAGCAGUGGUUUUACUUCUUACAGCACAGCUGGAAUGACUGAAUGUGCCCUGUGGUCCUACUUGUGCAGUCCUGGUGAAGUUUUCAGAUAGUUGGUGUAUGGCAACAAAAGUACUAAAUUAUAUUUAGAAAGUUAAAUUGAUUGCAUGGAAAAAAAUCCCUUGAUCCCAAGAGGGUUCCCUUCCUCGUUGGCCUAACAUACGCUGUCUUGUAAAUUGAAUGGUCGUGUUACAUGCAGCUGCUCUCUUGCCUUUUAAAGCAUAAGGUGUUAAAAACUGUUGCUGUAUCUGAGGGUGCUUAUUUCCCCCUAAAUGAACUAAAUGUAUAUCUGCAGAAACACACUAGGAAUAAUGAUCCGUGUAGCUUUUCCUUUCUUAAAAAAAAUACCAAGUAUCUAGAGUUCUGAGUAAUGCUCAGUGUAUUCUUACAGUGAGUGCUUCAGUAAUGGGCACUGCCAGGCUGUCAGAGACAGCACAAAUCAGGAUCCCUCCACUGUUCUAAAAUAAUUAAGUGCAUGGUUGCAGGAAAGGUCUCCUGGUUUCCUACAGCACCUGCUGUAAAGCACAUGCAAUUUGUUACCUCCAGGCAGAGCUGUAGUUCCAGUGCUGGAGUCAAAAUGCACAGGUAAACGAUACUUGCAGCACAAGUUGGUACUGGACACUGCGUAAGAAGUCAGUAACUUUCAAUAUUAAUUGAAAUGGUAAUAGAUAAUUUUUUGUACAGGUAUUUAAUUAAAAGGGAAACCUUCAUUCGGGUUAAAUGAAGCAAAAAUUAAAUGAGGUAACUAACAUUCUGUCUAAAUAACCUCUAUCAGUGAUCUUACAGUUUGCAUCUGUACCAUGUUAAAUCAUUUCAGUCAAAAAAGAAACACUGACCACUGCUUACCUGACCUGUGGGGGCAGCAGAUACUUAGGGCUUUUCCACUGCCAUGUAUUUCUAGCAUACCGAGUCACAUCCUUCUGCCAUGUAUUCCCAGGACAGCCCUACUUUCAGGUACCUCAUAGCCCCAGCUGGCAGUUAUGUCAUUUAAAGGGCAGGUGAAGUUCCAGCUGCCUACCUGCUCCUUGCUCUCAUCAGAAGGAAGCAUUGGUCAAGGUCAAGGAGGUCAGGUAUUAAAGCACAUCUUCUGAGUCAAAUGUUAGUGGAUUCUUUCUUUAAAUUUUAAUUCAUGUUUGAGCUGCCGAAGCUUUGAGAAUCAUUUUAAGUUCUCUUUUAAAUAUACUUGUAGCAAAAGCAAUUCAUGGUAGGAAUGUGCAGUUUGUAAGAAGUUAUUUCUGCUGAGUCAUUUGUAUCAACUCUGCAGUUAAAGUUUGGUCUAGAGCCAACUGAACCAGCCACUGGGUAUUUCAGUGCAAGCAAAGAUUUUUUUCCAUGCAAGUGCAACAUGCAAUCUUGAAAGUCAAGCACAGGGCCGGUAUUUCUGCUACCCUUAUGAACACACUGCUGUCACUGUAAGGCUGCUCACCUGUUUCAAGACUCAGGCAUUUGAGAAAGCUUGAUCAUUGAGAUGGCAAAAAUUGUGAUGCAGCAAAGUGCAUUUAGAGGCAUUUGUGUAAAACGCCCCUUGUCCCUCUGGUUUUUUUAGGCAACUUCCAUCUCUGCUGCGUAACAGCUUCCCAAGAGUGAAUGUGCAAAUUUUGCUCUCGGUUGUGAUCUAGGAAAUGUAGUGAUGUUUUCAUGAUUAUUUCAACACUAAAAUCAAGUUUUAACAAUGCUUACUCUAAAGUCAGUCCUUAGCUUGUAAAUAUCUGUCACCACUUACUGCUCAACUUCUUUUUAAAACUGGCAUUUGGAGGCACAAGUGAUGGGCUUAAUCUAGUAAAUGAUAUUGCAGUGCAACUCCUCAUCACUCAUUAAAAAAGGUGAAGGAAGGUAAGUACAGCUGAGAGAUGCAGUUCUGUAAGAUGAGCGCUCUUUCUUGCAUACUUUCUACUAAAAAAUACCUACUUACACCCCUUAGCCUCCCCACUGAAGCUUUUUUUAGCUGUUCCAACACUUUUUUCAGAUAAAUAUUUUCAGCAAUGAAAUACAUUAAAAAAUAGUAAGUGGAGAGAAUAUUCUGCUCCUUAGACAGGGCAUUCCUGUUACUUUGCUCAAAGAAAACCAAGCAGGAAACAAGAAUCUGAUGUACAAAAGGUAAGGUAACUUGUUUUUCAAUGCUGCCUAGCAAUUACAUGAAGAGAAGUUUUAAUGUGCAAGCAGUAAGACAGACUCGGACCUUCUACAUUCUUCAUUUUACAGCUUUCAAACUCUAGGUUGACAUCAAAUACUAAUCAAAAUAAUCCUCCUUUUAUUUAAAAAAAAGUUUUCCAGAGAGAGAGAACCUGUAUUAAAUAAGAAGGAACAAUUAGGUUCCUUCUGGGGGUUCAGUGCUAAACUAAGAGCAACCUUUCAUAGAAUCAUAGCACCAUGAAGGUUGGAACAGACCACUGCUGCCCCCUAACCCCGUCCUGCAGUGCCACAUUGCCUCUUUGUUGAACACCUCCAGGGACUGUGACUCCACCAUCUCCCUUUUUUCAUGCUUCCUUCUUUUGCAACACUAAUUAAAAUGAAGAUAAAAUGAGAGAGAAAGGGCUGCAAUUAAAAUAACAAGAACACUAUUGAAAAGCAUGCUGAUCUGUAUACAGCACUGUUUCCAUCACUGCCAAAUGCACAUUUUAUGGUAAUGCUCAGUUAUAAGGGUGGAAUCCUAAUCCCUGGGUGAUGGUCUAAGGACAGUCAAGCUACUUAACCAGUACAUUCCUGGCUUAUGUAUUUUAAAUUCUCCUCUACCUGAACAGAAUACUAUUUCAAAAAGUAAUUCUUAGAUCAGACCACCUAUUUCUGGUCACCUGCUGCCUGAUUUGACCAAAACACCUAAGGGAAAUACCUAAGGGAAAAAACACAGGCUCCCAGAAGAUACAAUGCAGAGAAGUGGUGCAGGUAACUCACCUGAUGGUUUAUCAGUGUAUGUAUCAUGAAAACCAGUCUGUAAGUAAAGUGAAUGGAAACUGAUAGGUUGUCACAUCUAGUAUUUUAUAUUUUUACUGGUACAGUUAAUAUUUAUCCUAAAAAUUAUUCAGAAUGUUAUUUCCUGAACUUUUUAGAUGUAAAUGUGUGUGUCAAAAUAUGAAUUACUACAUUAAAUGAUGAUAUUGAAUCUUAAA
Molecule: messenger RNA, 4525 nt
Organism: Lagopus leucura (white-tailed ptarmigan)
Lineage: Eukaryota; Metazoa; Chordata; Aves; Galliformes; Phasianidae
Gene: MKRN2
Product: makorin ring finger protein 2
Exons: 8
Coding region: 82-1335 (417 amino acids)
Biological process (GO): protein polyubiquitination
Molecular function (GO): ubiquitin protein ligase activity; metal ion binding
Source: RefSeq, a predicted model, not a curated record